AUGACGCUGGAAGACUUUGAGAAAUCAUUGGCGCAGGAUCAGGAGAAGAGGAGAGAGACUAGUGAUAGGGAUCGGAGCCACCGAGACCGUGAUCGCGACCGCAGCAGAGAUCGAUCAUCGCGACACCAUCGUCAUCACCGGUCCAGCCACCACCGACGCCAUUCGUCCCGAUCUCGCGAACGAGAAAGCGGAAGGGAUCGCGAAUCCCGACACAGAGACGAUGAUGGUCACAGACACAAGCGCUCGCGCCGCUCAGGUGACCAAGGGGAUGAUGAAGACCAUGAACAUAAACGUCGACACCGUUCCAGUCGCGACGAAGAGUCUUCUGCGCCUAAAACGGUCACUCAAGAGGAACCUAGUGAGCUGAAGCGUGACUCCUGGAUGGAAGCACCUUCUGCACUCGAUAUCGAUUACGUUCAGCGACGGAAUACUGGACAGGUGGAAGAGGCGCCGAAGGCUACAAUGCUCCAAGCUGACUUUGAACUCAAGAUCCACGACAAAGAGCUCAACAGCCACCUCCGUGACCUUAAGGAAGGAAAAUCCCUGGACGAUAUUGAAGAGGAAUCGUCCCAGCAUGAAGUGGAUUACACAUUUGGAGAUUCAGGAUCUCAGUGGAGAAUGGCCAAGCUCCAAGGUAUCUACAGAGAAGCUGAAGAAACCGGCAAACACGUUGAUGAUGUUGCCAUGGCACGCCUUGGUGACCUGCGGGCAUUCGAUGAUGCCCGGGAGGAGGAAACUGAAAUGGAUCGACGCAAGAUGUACGGCAAGUCUUAUGUGGGAAAAGACAAGCCGAGUGGAGAGCUAUUUCAAGAGAGAAAGCUCAGGAAUGAAAUUCGCCGAGACCCACAAGAACAUCUUCGCGAUCCAGCAGAAGAGCUCAAAGCAGAGGGUCAGGGACAAAAAAUGGACGUUGUGCCGCCCGCAAACACCACACAGCCUUUGGACCCCACAGCUUUGAAUCGUCUGAAAGCGCAGAUGAUGAAGGCAAAACUGAAGAAGGCCCCGAAUGCGACUGAGCUCGAGGAGCAAUAUAAUGCUGCAGCUGCCGCUAUGUCUAACCGCAAGGAGUCUGAUGUGGUUGUGCUAGGCGUCCAACAGAACCGUAUGUUGGCGGGCGCGCGGAAUGAAGUAAUUCCCAUUGAUAACAAGCGAGGCCGCGAAAGGGGUCUGGUGCAGGCGAACGAAGACAUGUCCAUUGAAGAUAUGGUUCGCGAAGAACGCAAAACUCGCGGCCAGGCUGGAGGAGAGGGCAAGCGGUUAGCAGAGCGCAUUGCGGGUGAUGGAAAAUUCGAGAAUGAACUUGAGUAUAUGGACGACAAUGCCUCCAAGCUGGCAAAGAGAGUUCAUCGUUCUGAAAUUGACAUUAAGAACGCGACAGUCAAUGACUUCCGUAAGAUGAACAAGAUCUUGGACAACUGCCCGCUAUGUCACCAUGAAGACACCAACACGCCCCCUAUUGCUCCAGUGGUUUCUCUCGCCACAAGAGUUUUCCUCACCCUUCCUACUGAGCCCGAAAUCAGCUCUGGCGGCGCCACAAUUGUUCCCAUUCAGCAUCGAAACAACCUAAUAGAAUGCGAUGACGAUGAAUGGGAGGAAAUUCGCAAUUUCAUGAAGAGUCUUACGCGCAUGUAUCACGAUCAAGGCCGGGAUGUUAUUUUCUAUGAGAAUGCAGCCCAGCCACAGCGCAAGCGUCAUGCUUCUAUGGAAGUGGUUCCUCUUCCGUACAGCCUUGGAGAAACGUCUCCUGCAUUCUUCAAAGAAGCAAUCCUCAGUGCCGAAUCCGAGUGGUCUCAACAUCGCAAGCUUAUCGAUACUCUUGCAAAGGCCAAACAGGGUUUGGGACGAUCCGCCUUCCGGAAGACUUUAGUGAAAGAAAUGCCCUACUUCCAUGUCUGGUUCGAAUUGGAUGGUGGCCUAGGACAUAUUGUUGAAGAUGAAAACCGCUGGCCUCGUGGUGAUCUAUUUGCUCGGGAAGUCAUUGGAGGUAUGCUUGAUGCAGCUCCCGAUGUCAUCAAACGCCAGGGCCGCUGGCAACGUGGAACCGAUCGACGGGUUGAACCGUUCAGGAAACGCUGGAGAAAGUUUGACUGGACUCGUAUCCUAGUUGAGGGAUAA
Penicillium verhagenii is the source of this 2115-nucleotide messenger RNA. Its product is annotated as putative cell cycle control protein (Cwf19). Gene Ontology annotation, cellular component: post-mRNA release spliceosomal complex. The transcript is spliced from 2 exons. NCBI's taxonomy places the organism in Eukaryota, Fungi, Ascomycota, Eurotiomycetes, Eurotiales, Aspergillaceae. The record is from RefSeq and is a predicted model, not a curated record. Gene Ontology annotation, biological process: mRNA splicing, via spliceosome. Bases 1 to 2115 code for a protein of 704 amino acids.